Messenger RNA from Vespula pensylvanica (western yellowjacket), 2010 nucleotides. RefSeq names its product beta-1,4-galactosyltransferase 7 (gene beta4GalT7). The coding region runs from base 551 to 1597 and encodes 348 amino acids. The record is from RefSeq and is a predicted model, not a curated record. Gene Ontology annotation, biological process: carbohydrate metabolic process; proteoglycan biosynthetic process. Lineage: Eukaryota; Metazoa; Arthropoda; Insecta; Hymenoptera; Vespidae. Gene Ontology annotation, molecular function: xylosylprotein 4-beta-galactosyltransferase activity. The transcript is spliced from 5 exons.
CAUCGUAAGAUCUACGACAAAACGGCGGGAAUGAUUUUUAUUAAUUAAAACGUGUAUCACUGUGCAUUAAUAAUGAAUGGAUUGAUCACAAGAAGAACAAAUAACAAUAAUACGUAUCGUAUAAAUGAAAAAAUUCGUAUAAAAUACAAACAACACUUGUCGGAUGAUCGAGCAUUGGAACAGGUGGUGUACGUCAAGCAAUUAUUUAUCAAAAAAUUUAAUUUACCAGACGACAGAAAUGUUUCAAAAAGGAAAACAUAAAAUAGAGAAGUAAACGUAUAUACUCUCAGGAAUUAUUUUCACGAACGAACACAUUUUUAUCUGAAAAAUGGAACUGAUACUAUCGAAUCGAAAGAUAAUAAACAAAUUUUAUGGAUAACGAAAUAAUGAGCGAAUUUUACGAAAUAUUCGAGAUCUUAUGAUUCAAUUAAUUAAAUAUUCAUCGAUCGAAGGGUACAAAAAAUGUGUCAUUGUACAUUGUAAAAUAUUGCAAUGAAUUAAGGAAUAGAUACUUCGGUUAUAAAUGAAGUUAAAAUAUAUCUGACUUAUUAUGGAAGCUGUAUGGAGGAGCUUCAAGUUCAGAUAUAUUCUUAUUUGUAUCUUUGUUACCUUCAUCAUGUCCUGUUUGAUAAGUAUUGUUCCCAUUAAUAUUGAUGAAUGUAAAUGUGAGAAUGAUAUUUUGAUGAAGCAAUACAAUGCUCAUAAACAAAAUACCAAAUUGCAUAAAAAGUCUGAAAGAUCCAAGUACAAGUUAGCUAUUCUUGUACCAUUUAGAGAUCGUUUUGAUGAGUUAUUAACAUUUGCAAUACACAUGCAAGAGUUUUUAGAUAAGCAGAAUAUAAACUAUCAUAUAUUUAUAUUAAAUCAGUUCGACAGAUACAGAUUUAAUCGAGCUUCCCUCAUUAAUGUUGGUUUUCUUGAAACUAGUAAAGACUUCCAUUAUAUAGCCAUGCAUGAUGUUGAUUUACUGCCAUUAAAUGACGAAUUAUUAUAUAUAUAUCCUAGUAAAGGUCCUUAUCAUAUAUCAUCUCCAGAUUUGCAUCCUAGGUAUCAUUAUUCCACAUUUGUUGGUGGUAUAUUACUUAUUAAAAGAGAGCAUUACAUGCAAGUUAAUGGUAUGUCAAAUAAGUACUGGGGUUGGGGUCUUGAGGAUGAUGAAUUUUAUGUCAGAUUAAAGGAAGCCGGCUUAAGUAUUACUCGGCCUCAAAAUAUAUCUACAGGAACGCAUAAUACAUUUAAACAUAUUCAUGAUAGAAAUCAUAGAAAGCGUGAUAUGAUGAAGUGUUACAAUCAGCGGGAAGUUACUAGAAAACGAGAUAGAGAAACUGGUUUAAGUAAUAUCUCAUAUAAAAUAAUAAAUAGAAUUAAAAUGACAAUUGCGAACACAUCAUUGACCGUACUCAAUAUCUCCUUGAUGUGUGACAAGUCUAGUACACCUUGGUGUGAAUGUGAUAAAACUAGUGUUGCAAAAGAUGCAAAACCAAAAGAGAAAAAAAAGAUAAUUAAUAAUAAUAUUAACAACGAUAAUAAUAAUAAUAAUAAUAAUAAUAAUAAUAAUAAUAAUAAAAACAAAGGUAAAUCAGAUACAGCAUUGUAACUAUAUUAUUAUUGUACUAAAAAGAAAUUACAAAACCCAUUACAAUUACAUAGAACACUGUGUUUUUGAUAAUUUGUAUCUUUAGAGUAUGAUGAAGUUUUGUCCAUGCAGAAGAAGAAACGUUUUUAUUUAAUUUUUAAUCAGAAAAUUUUAAUCAAAAAGUUUCUUUUCAUGUAUCAAACGUUCAGACCAGUUAACUAUAACUUACAUGUUUUAUACAAGGGAUACAAUAAUAUAACAUACAACAAAUGAUCUUUGAGAGUAUCAAUUUAAUUAACUAAGAUUCACUAAUCAAAUGCAUAUUUAUCAUACAGGCGAUAUAACAUGUAAAUUUUAUACUGUUUGUACACAUUAUUUACAUCUAAAAUUAUUCUCAUGAUCGCAUUUUACAAUAAAUAAUACUCACAAAUGCU